Molecule: messenger RNA, 1449 nt
Organism: Penicillium verhagenii
Lineage: Eukaryota; Fungi; Ascomycota; Eurotiomycetes; Eurotiales; Aspergillaceae
Exons: 5
Coding region: 1-1449 (482 amino acids)
Source: RefSeq, a predicted model, not a curated record
AUGGCAAUUAUUUCCCCCGAAACACCGCCACCGAGUGUUCAACCAAAUAUCGCCGACCAUUCUUCCGAUGGCUACAUUAUGUACAUCGUGGGAGGUAUUUUGAUGGUGAUAAUGUACACCACAGUCGGUCUCGCUUUAUAUGCGAAGCUCACUAUCCGAAAACGAAUAGCAUCAUAUGAUUCUGUGAAGUUGGGGAAAUACGGUACUCACAUGUACGAUAUGUCAGCAGCUCAAAACCCGGACGAAGGCUUUAUAAUAACCUAUUUUGCCAACUGGAUGACCGCGUUAGUUUGGCCAUUCGCCAAGUCAUCUUUCUUCCUUAUGUAUCUCGAAAUGUUCCGCACAAUUACAUGGCAGCGCUAUGCGAUCUACUUCGGCCUCUUCGUGAACUGGGCGUUUUAUGCUGCCAUCCUCGUCACAAUUCUCUCUUAUACCACACCCGCCCCUGGCCAAACCUGGGCGCAGGAGUUUUCAUCCUUGCAUUAUGACAGAACACUCAACUGGGCCAUUCCAAUAUCAUCCGGUAACCUUAUCAUUGACCUUUACAUUCUGGUUCUGCCCAUGGCCCCGAUUUGGAAUCUACAAAUGAGAAUCAAGAAACGACUUGGUGUCAUGGUUAUAUUUGCUACCGGCUUGUUGGCCUGUAUCGCUUCCUCACUCAGAAUAUACUUGAAAACGGAUCUAAUUCACCACGAAGAGGAUAUCAGCUAUUACGAGUUUCCUGUACUGGUUAUGGGCUUGGUGGAGAUGUGUCUAGGUAUAUCGGCGAGCUCGAUGCCAUCGUUGGUGCUACUCAUCCGCCACAACGGCAGCGGUUUGAUUCGGGUUUUGAGCAGAAUUACCUCGCGCACACCCUUCUACAAAAGCCAAAGGGAGGAGUUUUCUGACCAAAAUGACUUCAGCGGGGAUUCGGACCGCUUUCCCUUGGAAAAUAUUUUGCCUGCCGUCUCAAAGAGACCAUCCCCAAUGGUGAAGAUUGAUGACAGGCACAAUCGUCGUCAGGACCAGUCCGUACGGACCUACAUUGAAGCGGACUGCAUUGCUAAACAGGUCACCCGAGAUCAGAUCCAUAUGAAUUAUGGAUUUGAUGUAGAGUACGAGGACCAAGCGUAUGCAGGCUCGAAGCGUGCAACACAGCUCACGGCCGAUACGCUCCGACUGGAGCUGGUCCCCUUCAAUGCCAAGGCCAGAUCUGAUACGACCUGCACUUUGGGCCAGACGUGCUUUGGAGAUUUCAGAUUGCCAGAGAGCUCGCUAGAUAGGCCAAUCGAAGAAACGAUCGCGGCCCGGGCGCAGGGCGUUGAUGGAAUCGAGCGAAUACUGUUUAUGGAUCAUAGCGCGGAGGUGGUUGCCCAGAUCUGGAAGGGCGCGACGGGCCGCCUCUGGUGUGGAGCCAAUACCGCGAGUACGAAGGUAAACAUGAGCGGCCAACUGAUUCUAAUGGAAUGA